Molecule: messenger RNA, 6969 nt
Organism: Girardinichthys multiradiatus
Lineage: Eukaryota; Metazoa; Chordata; Actinopteri; Cyprinodontiformes; Goodeidae
Gene: kcnn3
Product: potassium intermediate/small conductance calcium-activated channel, subfamily N, member 3
Exons: 10
Coding region: 166-2655 (829 amino acids)
Biological process (GO): potassium ion transmembrane transport
Cellular component (GO): neuron projection; neuronal cell body; plasma membrane
Molecular function (GO): calmodulin binding; small conductance calcium-activated potassium channel activity
Source: RefSeq, a predicted model, not a curated record
GGACGGGGAGGCGGGGGAGAUCAGGGGAUGGCUGUGGCAACAUGAGAAGGAAAAAAGUGUAGUGGUUCUGUUUUUUAACCAGCCAGUGACUGAACGCACCUAACCUGGGGGGCAAGGAUCGUGGGAGAAGAGGUCGGAGACAGGUGUGUGGCUACAGCUCUGACUAUGGAGCCUCCCCCUUCGCUGAGCUUGGCUCUGCUAGGAGGGAGCGAGGAUGAGGACCAGCGCUUCCUCCUUCCCCUAGGCAGCAUAUCCCAUCCCUCCACAGCUGGCAACCAGCCAGGAUCGAACCACUCCAACCACACAGGUGCUUCGAGUAUCGAUCACCUGAAUGGCAGCACCCCAUCACCAUCCUCUACCACACCCAACUUGCCUCCAGCAUCCCUUCCCAAGUUGCCACUGUGCUCCUCCGGACCCCAGCCUCUGCCCGCGCCCAUCCCAAAUGCCCUGCACCCAACCAGUACCCCGCUUUCGUCCUGUCUGGGUUCCCAGCACAGCCUGAGUGGAGACAAUUCCCCCGUCUACAACGCCCUCUUUUACUCCUCUCAUUCGCCCUCCAUGGAGCGGGACAGGGACAGAGAGCGUGACAGGGAGAGAGACCGGGGCAGCAAACACAGACAGGCCAGCCCUCUGGUCCAUCGCAGAGACAGCAACCCUUUCACGGAGAUCGCUAUGAGUUCCUGUAAGUACACAGGUGGGGUCAUGAAGCCUCUGAGUCGUCUCAGCGCCUCCAGAAGAAACCUCAUUGAAUCAGACAGCAGCAGCGAAACCAAAGAGGGUGGUGUUUCGGCUGUUGCUGGGGCAACGGCUGCUGGGGGACACGACAGACAGCGAGGUGCCCCUCCCACCUACUCAGAGACACAGUCAUCAACUCAUCAACCCGCCAUCCAGAGUCCCCCAGAGAUUGUGAUCUCGUCCAAAGAAGACUCGCCGUACCCCAGACGAGGGUAUGACACCACUGACUCCACAUCCAACCAAAUGUCCAUCUACCACCAGAACCACGCACUGGUGGAGAGCAGCCGAGGGCAGUCAGAGCGGGGCAGCAGGCAGGGAGGGGUAGGGUCAACUGGCACCGUGGCCAGAGGCAGUACUUCCAAGGCCUCUAAGCGAAAGAACCAAAACAUUGGCUAUAAGCUGGGGCAUCGCAGGGCACUGUUCGAGAAGAGGAAGAGGCUGAGCGACUACGCCCUCAUCUUCGGGAUGUUUGGCAUCGUGGUCAUGGUGAUUGAGACCGAGCUGUCGUGGGGGGUGUACACUAAGAGCUCCAUGUAUUCUCUGGCUCUGAAGUGUCUGAUCAGCCUGUCCACAGUCAUCCUGCUGGGCCUUAUCAUAGCCUACCACGCACGUGAGGUUCAGCUGUUCGUCAUAGACAAUGGAGCGGACGACUGGCGCAUCGCCAUGACCAUGGAGAGGGUUCUGCUGAUUACCCUGGAGCUGCUUGUGUCUGCCGUACAUCCUGUGCCUGGGGACUUUAAGUUCCAGUGGCGAGCACGGCUGGCCUUCACGUAUGUGCCUUCGCAGGCCGAGGCUGACCUGGACAUGGUGCUGAGUGUACCCAUGUUCCUGCGCCUCUACCUCAUCGCCAGAGUCAUGCUUCUGCACAGCAAGCUCUUCACUGACGCCUCCUCUAGGAGUAUAGGUGCCCUAAAUAAGGUCCAUUUUAACACGAGGUUUGUAAUGAAAACCCUCAUGACCAUCUGCCCUGGGACGGUGCUGCUGGUCUUUAGCAUCUCUCUGUGGAUCAUCGCUGCCUGGACUGUACGGGUGUGUGAGAGGUACCAUGAUCCCCAGGAUGUGACAAGCAACUUCCUGGGAGCGAUGUGGCUUAUCUCUAUCACUUUCCUUUCCAUCGGCUACGGAGACAUGGUUCCUCACACCUACUGUGGCAAAGGAGUCUGUCUGCUAACAGGCAUCAUGGGUGCGGGAUGCACAGCUUUGGUGGUUGCUGUGGUAGCCAGGAAGCUGGAGCUGACCAAAGCUGAGAAACAUGUCCACAACUUCAUGAUGGACACACAGCUCACCAAGAGGAUAAAGAAUGCAGCAGCUAAUGUGCUGAGGGAGACUUGGCUCAUCUACAAGCACACCAAGCUGAUGAAGAAGAUCGACCACUCCAGGGUCCGCAAACACCAGCGGAAGUUCCUGCAGGCUAUACAUCAAUUACGCAGCGUCAAAAUGGAGCAGAGGAAACUCAGUGAUCAGGCCAACACACUAGUGGACCUCUCCAAGAUGCAGAGUGUCAUGUAUGAGCUCAUGUCAGAGCUCAAUGACCGCAGCGAGGACUUGGAGCGACAGAUGUUGUCUCUGGAGCAACGGGUGGAGCAGCUCACAGCAGGCUUCAACGCUCUGCCCGCACAUCUCUCUGCAACCCUCAGCACCCAGCACACCGCCCUGGUUCACCUGCUCCGAGAGAGGGACGCACGGGAUGGCAGAGGAGGAGGCACGGGAGGUGGAGGUGCUGUGGUUCCACUGUCUCCAACUGCCUCCUUAACCACCGUACCAGUUUCGGUUUCCUCAGUCCAGGUUGCAGCUCCUCCAUCAACCUUAGCACAGAUCUCCAGUUUAUCUUUAGAGACCCCGCUGUCCCCCCCACCUGUGAGCCCAGAGGGGAGCCUGGAGGCUCGUUCUAAUCCUAAUACUUGCAGCUCAAGCUGCUGAGUACCGCUCUGUGGAGCAGAGGGGGACAAAUAUGGAAGCAAAACACGAAUAAGGAAAGACGGAGAGGCUCUGAUAGUCCUCUCACAUCAGACUAAAGGAGAAAAAGGAAGGCUGGAGAGAUACAUUUGUGGAGGUCCUCUGAAACUUUUGCUCCUCGUUAACAGGAUGAAGAGGAGAAGCAAUGGGACUAAGAUGGAGGGCCAGUUUGAGGGAUGAGAUAUGUUCAGGACCUUUCUUGAAGAUGUAUAGAAAAGAAAAAUGGAGACUCUUAAAGGUGUGAGGGGGAGGGAGGAUGUCACAAGGGUGAGAAAUGGAGGUAAAGAGAAUGAGGAGGUGGGGGGAAGACAGAAAGGGAGAAAUAACCAAGAAUAAUUAUAUGAACUCCUAAAUGGAAUCCACUCCAAUUACAGCAAAGGGCCUUUAUUCUCUCUAUCUCCUUCUCUCCCUUUCUCCUUUACUCUUCUCCAAAUCUCUCACCCCCUUCAUCAGGAAUUAAUGACCAUGACUUUUUAUCUUUAUGAAGUAUUUUCUAUCCGAAUGCUUAUCGUGUGUCAACGAGCAUCCCUUUAACAGAAGGUUCGAUCAAUACGACCGUAAUAUUAAAACAAAAAAAAAACUAGCAGCUUGCACCACACACAUACAUAUGAUACAAGGUAACACAGCACAGACAGAUUUACAUAAUGUCUCAUAAUGCACUACUAGCCCAUGAUAGUACUAAAGCCUAUACUGCCAAGCACUCAAUGCACUGUUUAUCUCCAUAGAGCACUGCCAAGCAAUGUAGACACAGUGUAAAAGACAAAAAUGUCUAUCUAAAAAGAUUGAUCUUCUGUGGUUAUGAGGUAUGAGCAGCAGGAUAGACUCCCUGAAUGCAUAGUUUUGGCAUUUUAACUGCUCGGCUGGGAGAAUUGUAACUGGCCACUGAGCCACACACAUUACAAGCGGAGAGAGACGUUACUCAUCAUGGAGUCUAUUUGUAAUGCUUGAGACAGUGGCAAAUGGUAAAAUGAGAUAAAAUUACCACAACAGGGCUUUAUCACUUCAUUCACUGGAGUGUACGGUGAGUGAGACACUUACCAUUUGAAGUAAUUUUGCUGGUUUGCUGUAUUUAAACGAGACUGUUCACUCAUUUACUAUGUGGUGCACUAUAAAUUAAAUCUGCCAUGUUGCUUUGGUGUUUUUAAAUUUUAACAAGGAUCUUUUCCGACACCAUACUGACUUUAUUGUCCGCUUAAACUAGCUAGCUCUGUUGAUAAAAGUCCCUAUGGUGAUUGCAUAGGCCCUAUUAAUUUCUAUGGAGCAUUUUGUUAUUCAUCAUUUGCCAAAGGCACGUUAACCAGGAGAAGAAAAAUUGACUGCUGAUUAUUUUUGCUCCCUUCACCUUUUCGUAUCUUUGUAGUAUUGGUUGGUCUUUACCCUGAAAACAUUUGGUACCUAAUUAUGCUAUUUCUACCAGCACAUUUCAAACCCACCAGGUGGAUUGUUUCAUGUCUGCUUUUACAAACAGCAAUUUAAAGUAAAUUCUAAUAUUUAUCUUAUAGUCUAAUGUAAGGAAAUUUGAAUGCAUAACUCCAAAAAAAUAAUAUCUACAAGAGGGAAGUCACUUAGAACUUAGAACGUCUUUCAUCAGGAGUCAUAAUCUUUCAUGUUUCACAAGAGUCAACCUUAACUGGAAUAGACAUUAAUGCAAAGUUUUCAGGUAAUAAUCAAUUUAAAUAAAAACUAUGUGAAAUUUUAGGAUUUUUUUUUCCUAUUUCAUGAAAAUGCAUACCUACAAUGAAAAAUAAUCCGAUUUACAAUGGUUAGUAUACAGCAGGGCUGCACGAUAUCAGAUGAUUUUGUCAGUGAAUGUCGCAAUCACAAAAUUACUUGCCAUAAAUAAUUAAAUAUUUAAGUAUACAGUGUUAUUUCAGUCUGCUUUGGGUUUAUGCCCUGAUAGUGAGUAGCAUGGCAUUAAUAUAGCUAAUAUUUAUUGAAAUCCAAGCAAUUCUUUGCAAUAUUUAUGUUGCGCACACAUGGAUAUUGCAUUCACUGUAAAAUGGAAGUAGGAAGGGACAGAAAAGCAAUGCAUAGGUACAAAAUUGGGGCUCACAAAACAUGCUCUGUGAAUGAACAGAGGACAAGGUUUGCACACUACAUUAGUCCAUUAAUCUCUGAUGCCUGAGCUAUCCAAUCUGACUGAGUAACCUUAGCCAAACUGCGCUAGCAUCUACAGCUAAUAUUAGCUGUACCAAACACGCCAUACUGCAGCGUUCCUGGAACAUUUUUCAGCUUAAGGAUUUAUGGGUUUAUGACAUAAAUGAGUUCUUAAACUGGAAUUAAAACCUUGAUUGUCAAGUCUUAUCAGUAAAAACGUCAAAGAUACAACAUAAGUUAGGUAACAACAAAAAGACGUCGCUUUAUUUCAACUGUGCACUAACUUCUCAGUUAAUUGCAUAAAUUGUACAACUCUAAAAACUGGUUGGUGUAAAAUAUUUCAUAUAUUUUUAUGGAUAAUACAAUCAUGAUAAAAAUUAAACUGCAUUCUCUGGUUUUACAUAUUUUAUAGGUAUGUCUACUUCAUUUUUUCAGACUUUAUCCCUUUACCAGUAGAACCUGGUAAAGCCCGGGACAUAUAUUUGAGAGGGUAUGAUUGUAUAGACUAUUUAUAUAUUCAGUCAUAGUAGUGAUAUAAUUACAGGCACAGACCAUGCUUGGGUACAGCAUGGUCUGUGGCUACAGUUCAACAAAAAAGUGCAAUGAAUGUGUUAGGAAGACAGAUACUGUUAAUUACAACCAAAAUCAGCACAAUUAUUCUGGCCCUCACUUCAGAUUAGGCAUGGGCCAGUAUGAUAACCUUGAGUAAAAAUGCGACUAUCCCAGUUUUUACACAAAAAUCUUAAAUAUCAAAUUUUUAUAUAAAAAAAAAUAUCAAAAUGCUUUUAUUGAAAUCAAGAAAGGAACAAUUAUUCUCAUUUCCACUUAAAUAAUCUAACAUGUUUUUACAGCAAUAGUUUUACCUAUAACGUUAAUUACUUAUUUUGAUUUUUAUGUAUAGUUCAAACAAAAAAUAAACUGCAACUAAUUUUAGCAGUGGUUUAUCAAGGCUAUUUGCAAAUAAUAUUUUACAGUUUUGGUGUUCAUGUCUGAAUAUACUAACAUGAAUUACAAUAUAAUACUGAUACUAAUAUCAGUUGUGGUAUCUGUUCAAGGAGAGAAUGAAGUGCUAACAAGAAUGAUGGGUGGUACUCAUUUAGUUUCUACACCAUGACUUCCCUACUUUGUUGCAACCAACAGCCAAAUUUGUCUGUUUUAUGAGCCAGGGAGGGGUGUAUUAGCCUUCUUUCAGCCAGCUGGCUAGCAGUGUGCAGCAACAGGUAGUAGAGGAGUGGUGCUACAUUGCUCCAGCUCCACUCAGCGGUAGUAAUCUCCAAUUAUUCCAACACUGUCUCCCUUCUCUCAUUAAGGAACUUUUAAACCGUGGAAAAAAUUUUGCCAUUUUGAAACCUUUACCACGACAUCCAACCCAACCUACCUCAGAUGUAGAUGUGCUUUCGAGUUUAUCCUCCCAGCAUUUAUAACUGGGAAUAUUCAGACCUUAAGUACAAAGUAACCGAUACUUUAAAAGCAAACACUAGCGCUACCCUCUGCUUUCUUCUCUCCAUAGUUAACACAAUAUAGUGACUGAGUGAACAUUUGUACCAUGGUACUCAAUUGUGUUUGUGUAGAAGCUGCAGAAAAGAGACAUACGUUUUAUUAAGUGCAUUAAUUUUUUCUGAUUGUUGUCGGAAGAAGGAAACCAAAUGUUUAUUGAAUCAGAAUUCAAACCAAUUAUUUCAAAUGCAAUUUAUAUAAAUAAAUUCAAAAAUAAUAUAUAAAUACGACCAGCUACAUAAUUUUUUUUUUUUGCACAAACAAAAUUUUUCUGCUAGAUCUCAGUUUAAUUAAUUUAGCUUCCGAUUCUUCCAACAGGAUUAUUUUAUUUUAUUUUAUUGUCCAAAAAAACAUACCUAGAGUGACUUAAAUGUUGCCUUUACAUUGAUAAUUGUGCUAACUUGUUACCAAUACACCACUGACUUAUUUAUAUCAUUCUAAGUUGGUAUCUUUAAAGUGAUUUUCAUGCAUGGCUCUGUCCAUGACCCUCACUUUACUGCUGUUAUUUUCUUUCUGUACCAAAACAGCUCUCUGUUAUUAUGAAUGUAUUCUGUUUAAAAACAAAAAAAUCUCAGAAAUACAUCUUUGCUUGCUCGCUCGCAUUAUCACUUAAACACUGCCAUGCAGACACCCACUCAUACACUCUCUCACACACACACACACACACACACACGUAUAUAUAUA